This is a messenger RNA of Schistosoma curassoni, 255 nucleotides long. NCBI's taxonomy places the organism in Eukaryota, Metazoa, Platyhelminthes, Trematoda, Strigeidida, Schistosomatidae. The record is from the annotation of a GenBank genome assembly.
AUGACCAUCGUAUUGGGCAUUGAGGGUAGUGCGAACAAAUUAGGCGUUGGGAUCGUUCGUGAUGGUUCGGUGCUAGCAAAUCCGAGGGUGACAUACAUUACUCCACCCGGCGAAGGUUUCCAGCCAACAGAAACUGCUAGAUUUCAUCAGUCUCAUAUUAUUGAGCUUGUUCAGAAAGCCAUUAAAGAAGCGAAAGUUGACCCUUCCGAAUUGGAUGCUGUUGCUUACACGAAGGCACCAGGGUAUUAUAACUAG